CCCGGCACCGCCCCCGGCGGCUGGUGGCAGAGGAGGAGCCGGCGCCAUGGCGGUUCUGCUGGAGACCACUCUGGGCGACGUCGUCAUCGACCUGUACACCGAGGAGCGGCCGCGCGCCUGUUUGAAUUUCUUGAAGUUGUGCAAAAUAAAAUAUUACAAUUAUUGCCUUAUUCACAAUGUACAGAGGGAUUUUAUCAUACAAACUGGUGAUCCUACAGGCACUGGUCGUGGAGGAGAGUCUAUUUUUGGUCAACUGUACGGUGAUCAAGCAAGCUUUUUUGAGGCGGAAAAAGUGCCAAGAAUUAAACACAAGAAGAAAGGCACUGUGUCCAUGGUGAACAAUGGCAGUGAUCAGCAUGGAUCUCAGUUCCUUAUUACUACAGGAGAAAAUCUAGAUUACCUUGAUGGUGUUCAUACAGUGUUUGGCGAGGUGACGGAAGGCAUGGACAUAGUUAAGAAAAUUAAUGAGACCUUUGUUGACAAGGACUUUGUACCAUAUCAAGAUAUCAGGAUAAAUCAUACAGUGAUUUUAGAUGAUCCAUUUGAUGACCCUCCUGAUUUAUUAAUUCCUGAUCGAUCACCAGAACCCACAAGGGAACAAUUAGAUAGUGGCCGAAUAGGAGCAGAUGAAGAAAUUGAUGAUUUUAAAGGAAGAUCAGCUGAAGAAGUAGAAGAAAUAAAGGCAGAAAAAGAAGCCAAAACUCAAGCUAUUCUUCUAGAGAUGGUGGGAGACCUACCUGAUGCAGAUAUUAAACCUCCAGAAAAUGUGCUGUUUGUUUGUAAAUUGAAUCCAGUGACCACAGAUGAGGAUCUGGAAAUAAUAUUCUCAAGAUUUGGGCCAAUAAGAAGUUGUGAGGUUAUCCGGGAUUGGAAGACAGGAGAGUCCCUCUGUUAUGCUUUUAUUGAAUUUGAAAAGGAAGAAGAUUGUGAGAAAGCGUUCUUUAAAAUGGACAAUGUACUUAUAGAUGACAGAAGAAUACACGUGGAUUUUAGCCAGUCUGUUGCAAAGGUUAAGUGGAAAGGAAAGGGUGGGAAAUACACCAAGAGUGAUUUCAAGGAGUAUGAAAAGGAACAGGAUAAACGCUCUAAUUUGGUCCUGAAAGAUAAAGUCAAACCCAAACAGGAUGCAAAAUACGAUCUAAUCCUAGAUGAGGAGGCAGAAGACUCAAAGUCCAGUCACUCACACACCAGUAAAAAACACAAGAAGAAAACCCGGCACUGCUCUGAAGAGAAGGAAGAUGAGGACUACAUGCCGGUCAAAAAUACUAACCAGGAUAUCUACAGGGAGAUGGGGUUUGGUCACUAUGAAGAAGAAGAAAGCUGUUGGGAGAAACAGAAGAGUGAAAAGAGAGACCGACCUCAGAACCGAAGUCGCAGCCGAUCUCGAGAAAGGGAUGGCCACUAUAGUAAUAGUCACAAGUCCAAAUACCACACUGAUUCUUACGAAAGAGAAAGGAGUAAAAAGAGAGACCGAAGUAGAAGUCCAAAGAAAUCUAAAGAAAAAUCUAAGUACAGAUGAAAGCAUGAGUGGCUACUGUAGAGUGCCAGAAAAGCAGGUGUUCAGAUUGUGUCACAGCAGUUAGAAAGACUCCACUUGUCAUUAAUGCUGGUUCCACAGGGCAGUGAGGGUAACAAAUUGGCCAGGGUUUUUUUUUUUUACAUUAAUUUUAUUGCUAUACAUAAAUGUCCAUCUUCAUUUUUAAAGUCCUUCACAUUUUCAGUCUUUUUAAAAAUUAAGUAUUUCAAACUGCAGAAAUACACAGCCAUGUAUAUAUGAGGCAUAAGGAAUAAUAAAUGUAAAUAUCUGUGUAGCCAUCAGCCAGCUUAAGAAAUGAACCAACACCUACACGUUAGAAGUCCUCUGUGUGUCCUCCCUCUUCAGUAAUUGUUACUCUGAGAUUUGUCAGUCUUGCUAGUUGUUAUAGUUUCACAAUGUAUGUUUGUAUCCCUAAAUGUAAUGUUAAUUUUUGUAUGUUUUUGAAUUUUAUAUAAAUGGCUUAAUGUAUA
Messenger RNA from Lepus europaeus (European hare), 2007 nucleotides. RefSeq names its product peptidylprolyl isomerase like 4 (gene PPIL4). Gene Ontology annotation, molecular function: peptidyl-prolyl cis-trans isomerase activity; RNA binding. Lineage: Eukaryota; Metazoa; Chordata; Mammalia; Lagomorpha; Leporidae. The transcript is spliced from 13 exons. Gene Ontology annotation, biological process: protein peptidyl-prolyl isomerization. Gene Ontology annotation, cellular component: nucleus. The coding region runs from base 47 to 1519 and encodes 490 amino acids. The record is from RefSeq and is a predicted model, not a curated record.